Molecule: messenger RNA, 1215 nt
Organism: Caenorhabditis remanei
Lineage: Eukaryota; Metazoa; Nematoda; Chromadorea; Rhabditida; Rhabditidae
Exons: 4
Coding region: 1-1215 (404 amino acids)
Biological process (GO): positive regulation of transcription elongation by RNA polymerase II; transcription initiation at RNA polymerase II promoter
Cellular component (GO): nucleus; transcription factor TFIIF complex
Molecular function (GO): DNA binding; TFIIF-class transcription factor complex binding; RNA polymerase II general transcription initiation factor activity
Source: RefSeq, a predicted model, not a curated record
AUGGACAAAGUGGACACAUCGAAAUGGACGUUAGAGAGUGCGGUGACGAUGGAGAGAGAAGACAAUCAGAGAGUGAUUCUAUCGACUCAGACGGUUCAAGAGUACGGUGAAGGAUCGGAAUACGGUAAGGCGGCACGUGAGGAGGCGAGACGAAAGAAGUACGGACGGCAGUCGAAAAGCUACAAACUCGACAAUCAACCGUGGAAACUCACGUUCACCGAACCAGAAGGACGACAGCGACAGAUGCGGGGAAUCAGAGAGGGCGGAGCCAAUGAGCACGCAGACUACUGGGUUUUUUUGAAACCACCAGGCUCUAGCGAGUUUAAGGAAAUUCAUGAGGAAAUUGAAAUUCAGGCGUACAAAGUGGACGAAUGGCACAAAUUUCUGCCAGCGAUCACGCAUAAAACGCUAGAUAUCGAUCAGGCGGAAGAGCAAUUCUCUCAACGAAACAAAGUGAUGAAUCAGUUCGCACUGAAAGCGGCGAUUCAGAAUCAGCUGAAUGCGACGGACGAUUCGGAAAUGACGGAGCAACAGAAACGACUUUUGAAGAUUAAAGACGAAGGGAGUUCUGAUGAUUCAGAUGAUGGGGACGAUGACGGAGAAGGCGGAGAUGAGAAGAAGGCGAAGAAUAAGAAGAAGAAGAAGAAGAAGAAUUUGAAGCCGGCGAAAGAGAAGAGACAGAGAGUCGAGAAUAGUGAUGAGGUUGCCACCCCAAAAAUGUUGCGCCUUGUGUCUCGACAAGCGUCCGCAAUGCUCCGCCCAUCCAGCUUCUUGACGGCGGCAGGCGGUGGACUCAGUGACGAUGUCCGUCAACGAAUCGCCGGAAUCGUGAAGAAGGACGACGUCGUCGUGUUCAUGAAGGGAACACAACAGGAACCGGCUGCGGAAAUGUCAAAUUGCAUAUUGACAGAAAACUGUAGUCUCGGGCAUCUGGUGAGACAGAUCUACAGACAGAGAGAUGAAUGGAACACCUGGAUUCACACUUUUUCUUCAUUUCAGGCGAACAAGGAGCAUCUGAAGGCGAUGUUGAAACUGGCGAAGAACUAUAAGAAGGCGUUGGAAGACGAGAAGAACAUGACGGAUCAGGAGCUCGCGAUCAAGAACGUCGGAAAAAUGGAUCCAAAGCGACAUAUCGCUGAUGAAGUGAGCAAGAUGCUCAACGAUAAUAUUGUGCAAAGUCUCGCUGGAAUGAUGGCCACCACUUCCCUCCAAUAA